GAUGAUCUGAACAUUCCGAAUAUCAUGAACGUGCUCUGUUGAUUCUAAGUAUUUUUUGUAGGCUUUUUAAGGAAGAACUGUCCGUACGUUGGCGCGAAGAGAGGCAGAUCAGGGGCUGCAGUAUGCCAGAGAUUUGCAAACCUAAUGGUUGGCAAAGUCUUUUUUCUUGUACUCUCCCAGCAGCUGCUAGCACCUGCUAUCAAUCCUUCAGUGUACCUCCGGCAGUAGGCCUUUCUCUUGGAUUGUUGGGGAUACAGAGGUCAAAACCCAAUUGGCCAGCUCUUGAAUGGCCUUUAUGUGCUCCUUGCAUUCGUGGUCGGCAUAGAAAAACUCGUCCCAGUCUUGCUUGUAGCUGAUUCGGCCGCCGGAGGUCAUCUCCGCGAUAGGAUGAGAGCAUAUUGUACCUUUUGGAGGGACAUAUUUUCU
Messenger RNA from Pseudomassariella vexata, 426 nucleotides. RefSeq lists its product as uncharacterized. The coding region runs from base 123 to 356 and encodes 77 amino acids. The transcript has a single exon. NCBI's taxonomy places the organism in Eukaryota, Fungi, Ascomycota, Sordariomycetes, Amphisphaeriales, Pseudomassariaceae. The record is from RefSeq and is a predicted model, not a curated record.